AUGCCUGCUCAAGCAGUCGAAACCUCCCGCCUCGAUGGCAAGGUCGCCCUCGUGACCGGCUCCGGCAGGGGCAUCGGCUCCGCCAUGGCCACCGAGCUCGCUCGCCGCGGUGCCAAAGUCGUCGUCAACUACGCCAACUCCUCCGAAGCGGCGGAGAAGCUCGUCAAGGAGAUCAAGUCGAUGGGCACUGACUCAAUCGCCAUCCAAGCGGACGUGGGCGAUGUCAAGCAGACGACCAAGAUGUUCGAGAAGGCGGUCGAGCACUUCGGACAGCUGGACAUUGUCUGCUCCAACUCCGGCGUGGUGUCGUUCGGCCACCUCAAGGACGUUACCGAGGAGGAGUUCGACCGCGUUUUCCGCAUCAACACCCGUGGCCAGUUUUUCGUGGCUCGCGAGGCCUACAAGUACUUGAGCGUCGGUGGCCGCAUUAUUCUGAUGGGCUCCAUCACCGGCCAGGCGAAGGGCGUGCCGAGACAUACGCUCUACUCUGGCUCUAAGGGCGCCAUUGAGACGUUUGUGCGCUGCAUGGCGAUUGACUGCGGUGACAAGAAGAUCACUGUCAACUGCGUGGCCCCCGGUGGCAUCAAGACCGACAUGUACCACGCCGUGUGCCGCGAGUACAUUCCCAACGGUGACAAGCUCAGCGACGACCAGGUCGAUGAGUACGCCGCUACCUGGUCCCCAAUGAACCGCGUCGGCCAGCCCAUCGACAUCGCCCGCGUCGUGGCUUUCCUCGCCUCGCAGGACGGCGAGUGGGUCAACGGCAAGGUCAUCGGCAUCGACGGCGCCGCAUGCAUGUAA
Saxophila tyrrhenica is the source of this 801-nucleotide messenger RNA. RefSeq lists its product as uncharacterized. The coding region runs from base 1 to 801 and encodes 266 amino acids. The transcript has 2 exons. The record is from RefSeq and is a predicted model, not a curated record. Gene Ontology annotation, molecular function: oxidoreductase activity. Lineage: Eukaryota; Fungi; Ascomycota; Dothideomycetes; Mycosphaerellales; Extremaceae.